AAUGAAGGCGACUCUGUCCUUCCUCUGUGAAGGUUUUAGCAGACUCUGUGAAUCCAUCAUAAAGGGAUGGAACGCUUCUGGUGUUUGACAUCUCUCGCCUGCUUUAGACGAGCUGCUUCUCCAAGUCCCACCAACUCAGGGAGUCCAAACUGUGGAGCGGGUGAGAGAUGUUAUCUUUGAAUCUAAGCGGUCGCAGUUUCUGUUCUUCCACGAUCAUAUUCCCGUAUCAGAUGAAGCAUUUCCCUCUACAAAUGAAGGGAAAUCUAAGAAGCUACUCGAUCUAUGUUGGCAGAUUAGAACCGUACGAGAAAUCAUGCAGAUCUUUCGUGUGCAAUGAGAAGUCAACUUCCAACUCUUCGAUCAAGCAUUACGUAGAUCAUAAACCGGAAGAUGUCCAGCCGCCUUCUGCACAUCCGGUUGACGCUCUAGCAAGCAUUCUUGAGGAGCUGAAGGCGGUGCGCAGAUGCUUAUUGGCAUCGGAGAACAGAGAUCUCUGUCGACUCAAUCUGUGCCACAGGAAUUACCUGGAUAGUGCCAUGAACUUGUGCCAUCAUUUGGCACUCAAGUGCCUUGAUCUCCAGCGGCUCAACGAGGACCUCUGUUCUGUGGGACUCCAAAGCUUGGAAUCCAUAGGCCCUAGCGUGCUUCCAUGCAUCGACACCAUCAUCCAGCUCUUGGAACUCUCCGUUGGUACUACGACAGCCGGCGAGGAAGGCAGAAACGAGAGAGCGGCCGCCGCGAGUGCCAUGAGAGAGAGAGGUUUCUCCCAUGCAACAGCUCUGUUCGGUCCCUACCAAGACAGCGGGCAAGUGCAUGUCAUGGUGACCGCAGGAAAAGAAGCCAUUUCCAACGAAACGCUUAUCGCCGAUCUCCUCAAGGCUGGCGCCGACGUCAUCCGAAUCAAUUGCGCACACGACGAUCCCACCGUGUGGAGUGAGAUCGUCAGGAUCGCUCGACAGAGCUCGGCAUCGUUGGGCAAAUCAUGUCGGGUACUGAUGGAUCUCGCAGGGCCGAAGCUGAGGACUGCCUCUCUGUUGGUGAAUAAGAUCGCCGCAGUUGUUUCCCCGGAAUCUGAUGACAGCGGUGACAUGCUUUCUCCGGCUCGGAUUUGGCUGUGCUGCGACGGAAGGAGCCCUCCGUCUAACGAAUCAUGCCAUGCCAUUCUUCGCAUCGGCCAAGAGCUUUUCGGUGAGCUCAGGGUGGGCGACACGGUGAGCUUCGUCGAUCCCACGGGUGGAAGAAGACCAGUCAUGGUGGUGGAGAAGUACUGUCGUUCUGGCUAUGUAGCGGAGUGUUCAGAAGCUGCUCACAUAAGUUUGGGUGGGACACUUCAGGUGGACAAGGAAGACAAGAAGGUUUCCGGGCAGAUCUUGAAGAUACUCAUAGUAGAGAGAUAUAUCACAGUCGAGACAGGAGACGUGCUCACUCUCACUAGAAGCUGCUGCGUAGCUGAGAACGAUCUCCAUGACGACAGACACGAUUCAACCAUCAUAACAUGCUCCAGUGAUCACAUCUUCAACUCCGUCAAACCAGGUGAGCCGAUCGCGUUUGAUGAUGGCAAAAUCUGGGGUAUGAUUCAGGCUAAGAACAGCAAUGCGAUAGUAGUCAUGAUCGUUCAGGCCAACGCAAUGGGAUCCAAACUUGGCACUAAGAAGUCGAUCAACCUGCCGAAGAGCGACACCAAGUUACUCAGAGGUCUGACCUCCAAAGACCUUGUGGACCUCCACUUCGUUGCCGCCAACGCUGACAUCGUCGGCAUUUCCUUCAUCAGGGAUGCGAACGACAUGGCCAGCGUGCAGCGGGAGCUUGAGAAGAGGAACGUCCCGGCACUGGGGCUGAUGCUGAAGAUUGAGACGAGGGAAGCUGUCGACAAUCUACCUCAGUUGUUGCUGCAGGCGAUGCAGUCAUCGAACCCGAUAGGGGUUAUGAUUGCUAGAGGAGACCUCAUGGUGGAGUGUGGGUGGGAUCAAUUGGGUGAGAUCCAGAAAGAGAUCAUGGCCGUCUGCAGUGCUGCUCACAUUCCGGUGACAUGGGCGACCGAGGUUUUGGACAUUCUCAUCAAGUCCGGGUUCCCAUCCAGAGCUGAGAUCACAGAUGUAGCGAAUGCAAUGAAGGCGAGCUGCAUAAUGCUGAACAAAGGGAAGCACGUUGUGGAUGCGGUGGCAGCAUUGGAUUCCAUGUUGUGCAAGCACACUGAUAGGAGAAGGAAGAAGAUGCCGCCCAACCUGCCAUCGAAAUCCAGUAGGCUUUAAUUGAAGUGAAGUGCCAAAACCCGAUUUGUUAUCGAAAUGAAUGAAGCAUAAGGCAAUAAUAAAAACAAGGCUGCGAGUCUCUACAAUUAUUUGAACCAUUCUAUGCUUUCCAAUUCUAAGUUUAGUUUGUAAUCAUUUUGCCCUUCAAAUAAAACUCGU
Musa acuminata subsp. malaccensis (wild Malaysian banana) is the source of this 2411-nucleotide messenger RNA. RefSeq names its product plastidial pyruvate kinase 4, chloroplastic-like. The record is from RefSeq and is a predicted model, not a curated record. Lineage: Eukaryota; Viridiplantae; Streptophyta; Magnoliopsida; Zingiberales; Musaceae. Gene Ontology annotation, molecular function: potassium ion binding; magnesium ion binding; pyruvate kinase activity. Gene Ontology annotation, biological process: glycolytic process. Gene Ontology annotation, cellular component: cytoplasm.